AUGGACGACAAGACCACCAAAGCCAGUGGAUUUUGGGGAGGCCUCUUGAGGCGAGGCAGUAGUGCAACUACGAAAGCCAAGACAAAAUCUAAUCCGCGCAGAGCAAAAGAUGCUGCCCCGCGGCCACGCCGCCCACCACCAGAGACCUCCGUCAUGGCCCGCCCACGCGAUGCCGAUGCGCGCCCGCGCAGACGGCGAGUUACCAGGUUCAGCGACGACAAUGACGCCGAAGCUUCUGUCUCCUCUGACGAGGAGUCGCCCCUGACGCCACUGACAGAGUGGCCGCCAACCGGGACAUCACCGCUGCACGAGCUGUCUCGCGACCAGGCGAUUGCGCUCAUUGGGCGCGGGGCACCCUCCCACAAGGGCUACCGGCGCGCCGUUCCACACGUUUCGCACGAAUUUUACGCACUCUACGCCGCGUCGUCGGGAAACAGCCGGGGCGACGGCGAGACCACGGACCGCGCCAAUCUGCAUGACGCCAUGGUUCAGCUCAUGACGUUCCGCAUGGCUGGGCCUGGGGAGAUAUCCUCGCCCUGGAGCACGUUGGAGCAGCCGAGCUGCGCGUACCAGUACGGUGCGCGGCCGGGCACCAUUACGCUGAAUCAUUGGGCGUCUAUGGUGUUUGAACGACUUCAGGAGCUGCAAAGUGAGCGCGAGGACCUCGACGAGGGUACGCUCUAUCGCACACUAUACAAAAAGAUAUUGCGCGAUCCAGAUCGGAUACUGAGUCCGCGAAAAAGCCUGGAAAAACAAAUUACUGAUCUUAUCAUGGCCCUGUCGCGACCGCAUUGGAUUGAUUUUACCGACCCCAAGAACCAAGUGGUUACGCGAUUCAUCUUUGACCCGUUUCCAGAGGACCACAACGAGUAUCUAGCCUUCUUUCACCAACUACUGCUCAGCAUCGAGCUGAAUGUGCGCAUACACAAUAAGCAGCACAGCGACUACGCCAAAGACAAGCUCCUACAGCAGAUCCCGCCAACAAUACGAUGGACUCUGGCGCUAGCGCGGCGCUGGAGCGAUUAUGUCCGAGUUGACCACUACGGCCCUACCGUUGAUGAUGUCAAGUUGCGAUUCAAGCUAAAAAAACGACAAAGCAAGAUGCUCAAAAAGUUUGCGACGACAUUGAAAUGGCCAAAUCUCGGCGAGACCCUCGACGCCGUAAAAAGAAUAGAAGACGAGCCGGCAUUUGAUGCGGCAAGCUCUGAUGCUUAUGCGUUCUUUAGCGGCCUCGUGCUUCCCGGACCGACAUUUCCAUUUCUCAUCAUGAAUACACUCAUUGACACGGACCCUGACGAGGCUACCAACGAGCUCGCCCUACUCACGCACCUGCAUCCAAACUGCGGCUUCCAGUAUCGUAGUAGCUACACGUACUGGACAACGAGCUGCAUUGUGGGGAAAGUGCUCGCCCCGACUUGCCAGGCGCUCGCAGGCUGGGUCGGACCGGUGUGUCCCACGGCAAAUCUUGGACGGUCACAGAUUGCGCGCAUCCGCGCCCGUAAACCUAAGCAGGUUCUGCAGCGCGAGGACGUCGAAAGCAUGGGCGAGAGAUCCGACCCUUUGGGCCCGCCGUCGGAGGUUUAUCCCGUAGAGGAAUACGUCCUUGUGACGCCAAACGCAAACCCAGGCACGCCGCCGGACACGGCCCGCGUAGAGCUGCUUACACUGCGCGAGGUACCGGUUCUGGACCCAACGCAGCCGCCGGCAGGUCCUAGGCUAUUUGACGCUACAAUACAAAUCGCCGUGGAUGGCGUGUCGUGGCCGCUGCGGCUCGCCUACGAUGUAUCGUUUGUGAAUGCCUGGCCCUGCUCUGAUGGGCCGCACCCGCUGUUUUUUGACUACAUCUACAAGCGAAUUUCUAUAGACCAGAUCCUGGGUGUCAGAGACUGGGCUGGCUUGUACAAGAAGACGGGCAGCGCACGGAGUGCACGCUCUACGCCUAUGCCCGUGGUCCACGGCGGCAAUAGCCACAACAGGGGUGCUAUAGCCCAAGAUAUCGAACAACAGGAGGAUGAGGAAGUGCUGGUUGUCGAGGCGUUUGGGGUUCCGGACCAUGAGGUGCUGGCCAGAGCAUGGUGUGCGCACUGGGGCGCGAGCGCUGUGGUGGCGGACGUGGGCAAGACUUGCAUGGCUUGCGCAAUUCGCGAAUGCUAUGCAGCGGCACUGACGGUGUUGAUACUGGUUGACGACGCAAGCAACCGCAACGGCGAGAUAUGA
This is a messenger RNA of Akanthomyces muscarius, 2217 nucleotides long. RefSeq lists its product as uncharacterized. The transcript has 4 exons. Lineage: Eukaryota; Fungi; Ascomycota; Sordariomycetes; Hypocreales; Cordycipitaceae. Bases 1 to 2217 code for a protein of 738 amino acids. The record is from RefSeq and is a predicted model, not a curated record.